GACAUAGUGUCAGAGAGAGGGAGAGUGUGGACCUGUGGACUCAGAGCUGUCAUCUGCUAGAGCUUUGAACUCGUGUUCUUUCUGUGGAUUUUCUCCUGACACUUCCUGGAGGGAGGAAUCAGUCUGUCUGCGUCACCUAGAGGAAUCUUGUUUUUAGAUCUGAAGGAAGUUUUUGUUUUCCCAGCUGAGUGUGACAGAGCAUCUCUGAGACCCUGUGGUGUCGCGUACGCGUGGAGGCUGAUCAGCAGAGACUUUCUGUCUCGUUUUGAGGUCACAGGUCAUCAUUCCAAACCAGCAUCAUCUUCUGCAGGCACAAGGCGUCUAUUCAAGGAGCCUGGAUCUGCAGGAAGAGAGAGAGAGGCAGAGAAAAUAAACACAGCUUUAAAAAAAAAAAGACGCUCUUCAUGAAUUCCCCCAAAACCUGAAAGACAAAUACUGCGAGUUGGCUGGCGGUCCUGAGGAGGCAUCCGGACGAUGAGUAUGGCUUGGCUCCGUAUCCCAGCCUACACUCUCCUCCUUGUUGUCUGCUUUCAUACAGCUGUCAUGGAAAACGAUGUUACUCCACGCCUCACCUUCUCCUACAAUGCAAAGGAGAGGACAACCAGAAGUUUCUCAGUCGGCGGCGUCUUCAACUACACCUCUCUCCUUCUCAGUAAAGAAGACAACAUGCUGUAUGUCGGCGCUCGGGAGAUUCUCUUUUCUCUCAACCUUACUGACAUCAGCGCAGUCAAGCUACACAGAAAUCUCACGUGGAAAACUCCUGAGAGGAAGAGAGAUGAGUGCAGUUUCAAAGGGAAAGACCUGCAGACGGAUUGCUUCAACUACAUCAAGAUUUUACUACAUGUGAACAGCACUCAUCUGUACGUGUGUGGAACAUAUGCCUUCAGCCCCACCUGUGCUUACAUAAACACUGCAGAUUUCUCCCUCGUCAAGAGCCGUACUGGUGAGAUUGUUACAGAGGAUGGACGAAGCCGCUGCCCGUUCAACCCCGAAUACAAGUCCACUGCUAUCAUGGCUGAUGGAGAGCUGUAUGCUGGUACAGUCAGUAAUUUCCAAGGAAAUGAACCCAUCAUUUACAAGAGUCUAAGCCAAGGAACUGCUCUAAAAACAGAAAACUCACUCAACUGGCUUCAAGACCCGGCCUUUGUUGGCUCUGCCUACAUACAGGAGAGCCUGCCCAAGGGCAACCUAGUGGGUGAUGAUGAUAAGAUUUACUUCUUCUUCAGUGAAGCAGGGAAGGAGUUUGAUUUCUUUGACAACACCAUUGUGUCACGUAUUGCUCGCGUGUGUAAGGGUGACAUGGGAGGAGAGAGGGUUCUGCAGAAGAAAUGGACGACCUUCUUGAAGGCUCAACUCUUGUGCUCCCUGCCCGAUGAUGGCUUCCCUUUCAACAUAAUCCAAGACAUGUUUGUGGUGACGCCCAGCCCCGAAGACUGGAAGAACACUGUGUUUUAUGGAGUCUUCACAUCUCAGUGGUAUAAAGGUGCUUCAGGAAGCUCUGCAGUGUGUUCCUUCACCAUGGACCAGGUGGAAAAAGCGUUCAAUGGGCGAUACCGUGAGGUCAACCGAGAGACUCAGCAGUGGUACACAUACAACCAUCCGAUCCCGGAGCCUCGGCCUGGUGUGUGUAUCACAAACGCUGCCAGGGAACAGGGCAUCUCCUCCUCGCUGCACAUGCCAGACAAGGUGUUGAAUUUUGUCAAAGACCACUUCUUGAUGGACGGCGUGAUCCGCAGCCAGCCUCUCCUGCUAAAACGUAAUGUUCGCUACACGCAGAUCGCUGUCCAUCGAGUCCAGGCAGCAACAAAGGCGUAUAAUGUGCUCUUCAUUGGCACAGAUGAUGGGAGACUUCAUAAAGCCAUCAAUGUCAACAACAAGAUGCACAUCAUUGAGGAGAUGGUGCUCUUCAGUGAUUCCCAACCAGUGCAACACAUAGAGCUGGACACUGACAAGGGUCAGCUGUAUGUUUCCUCUUUCUCCGAACUGGUGGAGGUCCCAGUAGCUAACUGCACUAAUUAUCAGAGCUGCGGGGAGUGCAUCCUCUCCAGGGAUCCUUACUGUGCCUGGAACGGGAGGCAGUGUGUGGAUGUCAGACAGGCUCCACCGAGCAAUGCCUGGCAGCAGGAUGUGGAUGAAGCAGACACAUCAGCUAUUUGCAGCAAAACAGUGCCAAGCCCACGGUUUGCUAAACCUCCACCUACACGAAUGUCUUCAUGCCAGAUGAUCAUUAUUCCAGCCAACACGUUCAAGGUACUACCAUGCAAGCUGCGCUCUAAUUUGGCUGAAAGGAGGUGGGAGUUCAGCGAGAGUGCGGGUCACUUCCAUUACCCCAGCCCAGAAGGGGGGCUAGUAGUGGUAGCUCAAGCUGACAGGCAGGAAACCUAUGAGUGCUGGUCAGUGGAAGAAGGCUUUAGACAGCUGCUGGCAAACUACUGUGUGAGGGGCGAGGCCAAGUGGGAGAGCACCACCCUGACGGGGCGUUCACGUACACCACAGAUCUCCCAGGGGGAGUUCAUCAUCCUGCCAGGAGAGGCCCGCUCCCCGCAGAUCAACACAAAAACCUACUGGAAUGAGCUGAUAGUGGUGUGCGCCCUCCUGGCGUUUUCCCUGGUGGUGUUCUCUCUAUAUGUGAUCUACAGGAACCGCAGCCACAUGAAAUCCAUGCUCAAGGAGGGCGAGUGCCCCAACAUGCAGCAGAAGAAGCCCAGGAUAGUGGCAAAACCGGCUGAGAACUUGCCGCUAAACGGCAACACAGUCCCAGCGUCUGUGUCAGACCACAAGGGCUACCAGACCCUUAACGACAACUACAUCUGCAGCACUCCACCGCACGAGUGCUCAUCACCCGACAACAGCAAGAGCUUCUCAGAGUCGGAGAAGAGGCCUCUGAACUUGAGAGAGAGCCAUGUAGAGAUUUCCCCGACAUGCCCACGGCCACGAGUCAGACUGGGCUCUGAGAUUAAAGACUCUAUAGUGUGAGGCCAGCGUCAUGUUAUGUGGAGUGACUCAUUUUACACUGAAAAGAAAGAGUGCUCUUGCUGAGAAAGACAAACCCCUAUAAGAGGGACAACUGAGGAACAUCAGACUCGUCAUGGAGAGACAUUUCAUCACACAGAUUUUGCACUUUGUUUUUUGUUCUGUCCCUGUGGUCAGUGUACAUUUUAUUCUAUUUUCCUCUCACACCCCUGUGCAUUUGAAGCACACUGAAGAAGUUCCAGUUUGCCUUCAGACUUUCUGACGCUUUCACGUACGGCUCACAGGAAUGUAAUAAGCGUAGAGGUGGUGUCACAACUACGAUUGAAUUUCACAGCAUUGCCACUCAGUCCGUCCAUAAAAUCUGCUGGUAAUGCUUUCAAAAGGCAGAGGGAUAUUCUAACAUGUUCCUUUCCCGCUAACAGCGGACACAGUGUUUGCUGUUGUAUUUUCAUUCUGUCGUUCUGGUUAUGAGCCUACCCUUCGCCGAGGCUAUGCACUAUGUUACUGUUCUGUAGCAAAGUAAACACUCACACCAGAAUAUACAUACAUAAUAUAUAACUAAAGUCCUGUCAGAUCUUUUUUUUAGAUAGCCAGUCACAAAAGGUUUACUCUUAGUUUUUUGCAUAUAUACAACACAACUAUAAAGUGAAAGGAAACGCAAUCACCUCAAUCACUACACACCAAAAUAAUAAUAAUAUUAUAUAAUCAUGAAUGAAGAUACAUUGUGCUUUAUUUAAAGUAUUGGUAUUAUUAGUCUAUACAACUAUUCCUCUGUGGAAGCCUGAUUUUCGACGGGGUUUUCUGUCACCAAAUGUGAUAAAGGGAAAAAAAUAAAAUAAAAAAUCUCAUUCCAGGUAUUAUUAUGCUGUUCUUUGUGAGAUAGGCAGUCUAUGCAAAGCAAAUAAUGUGAAGUGGGGUAAUCACCAAGAACACCUCACCUCGAGACUGAGUAAGCACAAAGGUGUUGGCGCUGUUAAUUACGUUAGGAUCUGUGGCACUGCAAACACACACACACCCACGCACAUAAACACACAUACACACAUAUGCAUGCACGCACACUCGCUGUCAUUACUCUAUAAAGUAUGCAAGAGAUUUUAGCCAUUUUGGUGUGUUUCAUGAAGGAAGACUGGCCAAACGUUUCUUCUACAGAGAGACAUCGUUCAUAGUCUUUAAUGUGUGUCACUAUUCUCAAAGGGAAAUAAUAAUACAUAUUUAAAUACUGCACUGCUUCAUAAUCUGAUUUAAAUAACACAUAUCUGUAUAGCCUCAACUUUGAUAUACAUAUUAAUUGAUGAGCAUUAAUGAAUGGAAGAAAAUACCCUCUGCUUGCUUAAAUAGUUUUAAAGGCAACCAUAAAGGCAAUAAUUUUCAUUCUCAUCCAGUAACAAACAUAGAUCCAUUUUAAUUAUCUUGAUUAGACAUCUUCUUAUUCAGAAAUAAUGAAUGAUAAACAAUAUGAGCUACCAAACAUGUGAAUCAAAUGUUAGAGGAACUUGAUAGCAUUUUUAAUGUCAUACAUUACAAUAUUACUUACUUGAGUUUGGCUCUAGUGUUGUAAUGCGGCCAGCAAAAUUACAAUUUCACAAAAAUGCAGGAAAGUGGACUGCUCGACUCAGAAUGCAUAGUAUUUGCACAUGGUGUUGAAAAGCCUUAGUACAAUGCAGGUUAUUGAUUUGACAACAAAUCUGCCUUGGGGAAAAUGGAUAAUGCCUUUUGAAACAAUAAUCAAGAGAUGUGCCUCUUGGGAAAUUAACUAACCAGGUAGUAGUGCUGUAGAGUCACAUGCUACACUGCAGGUGUGACAGGACUGCCCACGCUCAGAAACACGAGAGACUACAUGGAAUACAUGUAAUUUAAUACUGUAAGCGUUGUACAGUAUGUGCUCAUGAGGUGACUUUUUAUUUUUUUUGUUAUGGUGGCUUCAACUUCAAGUCAGGGACUACAUUUUACUCUAAAAUGGUAGCACAUAAAUAACCACUGGCUGAUUUUAAAAUAUUGAAUUAUAGAUAAACAUUAGUAUUAUGUUACAUUUCUUGUAAAUGGCAAAAAUGACAGUGGUCGGCUAUAAUCAAUCAUGCAGGGUGAAAAAUUCAUGCUUUGACUGUUAUUAAAAACACACAAAGGGCAGCUUUUGGUGAAGUGUCUGUCAUCAGAACAAUAUUAAAUUUGCUAAGUGCAGAACAAACAUAAAGUGGCAGUGAUUUUAGUAAAAUAUGUGCAGGUACUGAACAUGCUUUUUUUUAAAUACAAGCCUAAACUAUUAAUGCCACAGUGAAAGUAUCGUCUGCUCUCUCUCUUAAUGAACCACUAUAGUCUGGCCUUCUAUUCGUGACAGUACAAGUUGCUCAGACUCUUGUCAUCCUGUAUUGUAAGUAAAAGUAGUUUUUAUGUAAAGUUGUUUUGUAAAUUCAGCUGCCAAUGUAAAAUAUUGUGAAUUGUAUUUUUUUUUUGUAU
Micropterus salmoides (largemouth bass) is the source of this 5427-nucleotide messenger RNA. It is a transcript of the gene sema4ba, whose product is annotated as sema domain, immunoglobulin domain (Ig), transmembrane domain (TM) and short cytoplasmic domain, (semaphorin) 4Ba. NCBI's taxonomy places the organism in Eukaryota, Metazoa, Chordata, Actinopteri, Centrarchiformes, Centrarchidae. The transcript is spliced from 15 exons. Gene Ontology annotation, biological process: negative chemotaxis; semaphorin-plexin signaling pathway; axon guidance. The coding region runs from base 475 to 2976 and encodes 833 amino acids. The record is from RefSeq and is a predicted model, not a curated record. Gene Ontology annotation, molecular function: semaphorin receptor binding; chemorepellent activity.